AUGCAGAAGACAAGAAAUUGGUAUAAAAAGCCAGGUGCCGAGGAAUCUAUAUUGAUCCGGCUGUCUUCCGACCUAAAAGACGGUCGACAGUUUUUAUUGUGUUUCAGAGUGGCCUCUGACAAGCUUUUCUGGUCUCCGGACAAGCAUUCAACUCGGAUGAAUGCUUACGCUAAAAAUGUGUACCAGGAUCAAAGGCCAAGGAUUAGGCCAGGGAUUAAGAAAAGGGAUAGGCCAGGGAAAGGCAAUCGCGCGCCAGCAGUUACGGACCAGACUCCGUCGGUAAAUCGUAUUUAUUCGAGUCCAGCAAUGGCGGCUCUAUUAAGGCCCUACUCAAAAAUACCUGACAUUAGACAUGAGAAACGGGCCGGGCCGGCCUGUAUGUUAGGCCCGGCCCGUUCGAAAUUUUACUCAAGGCCGGCCCGACCCGUUUCUCAUGUCUACCUGACAUGGGAAGGUACUUAAACCAGAAAUCGACUUUGGGACGAGACCUUUAUAUUAUGAAAGCCUUGUGCUCGCUGAGUACGAAUCUGAAAGCCGUUUUUCCGUAUGGCUCUUCGUUUUCGAGAAAAUCGAGUUUAAAGUUUGACCCAAAUCGCAUUAAAAAAGCGCUCCGCAAAGGCUCUCGCAAAAAACAAAAGAGAAGCAAGUGGCGGCGUGGCGCAGAGGUAGAGCGCUUGCCUUCUAGUUUUAACCAUGCAGGUUCGACACCGGACAGGCUAGUUUCAUUUUUCAACAAGUUUCAAUUAUGAAAAUUUAUGCAAAUCAUAACGAAACAUUAAAUGUUUUUGCAAUUUUUAUUUUGAUGUUUGGACACAAUUAACGGAUCUAGUAGGCCUAUUGUGAAGAUUGCAAAUUAUAAGUUUAGAAACUUUUACUAAAUUAUCAUUUUUCAGUUUCGGAAUAAUGGACUAGUCGCCCUGGGGUUGGCGCUGGCAACGCUAGGUCUCGGUACGGGAAUUACAUACCUGAUGAAGUAA
Molecule: messenger RNA, 977 nt
Organism: Bursaphelenchus okinawaensis
Lineage: Eukaryota; Metazoa; Nematoda; Chromadorea; Rhabditida; Aphelenchoididae
Source: the annotation of a GenBank genome assembly